UAACGCGCCUGUAAGUUUCGUCGGGCAACGCAUUUUGGCGGCGACAUUUCGUUUUGAAAGAUCUGGAACUCACUCAGUCUCUCAAAACAUUUCGUUUUGGGCAAACCCUAGCAAUGGCGAUGGGAAUCCCGUACGAUCUGAUACGGCAGGUCCAGAUCUCGCUGCGCAAAGAAGCGAAUCUCUCUUCCUACGACCCAGAUGACCCUUCGCUCCCGGGACUCCCUUCGCCGCAACAAACACUAGCCCAGCUCGACCCCUCGCCGCCGUACCUCCGCUGCAAGCAAUGCGAGGCCAGGCUCCUCCGAGGCGUACAGUCCCUGAUCUGCGUCUUCUGUGGCCGCCAUCAGAGGCGGGACCCACCUCCCGAGCCCCUCAACUUUCGCGACACGGUCGGGUGCCGAUGGUUGCUCGAGUCCUUAGACCUGGACGGAUCGGAGAUGGCAGGACCAAUUGUUGGAGCAAAUGAAUCACGCAGAGGACGGAAUACACAAAAAGAUGAGUUUCCAGUGUCUGAUUUGUUAAAUUUAGAAAUAAGAUGGUCUGCUGAAUCGGAGAAAGUUGAGACUAGUGUCUCAUUUGAGACACCAGUUCAAAGCAAAAGUUCCUUGAAUUUGGCAGGAGUCAAUCUUGACAACUUUUUUGCUGAUAGAAAGAGAGAUGCUGCUUCUAGUGCAUCUGAAGAGCAGUUGUUGUGGAACAAACAAAUUGGAAGUACAGAAAGUGAUGAUUUCCAAGUUCGUGAAAAUCCUAGUUUGUUUGAGAAUGUUCAGCCUUUUGAGACAGCUACGAGGUCUUUGGAAGAUGAGAGCGGUGACUCUUUUUCUGGUUGGGAGGCAAACUUCCAGUUUGCUGAUUCAGGAACACCUCAUGAAGAAACCAAAUCAGUUGACCCUUUUGUGGCUUCUGCGGGUGAUUUUUCUACUCAUUUGGACACAGUUUUUGGUCCUGGAAAAGAUUCUGUUGAUACAACAGUGAAAGAUGAUACCAUUCCAUCAGCAUCUAUGAAUGAUGGAUGGUUUCAAGAUGAUCUAUGGAGUAAUUCCAACUCAGGGGUAGUUGCUCGGACUGGGCAGGUUGAAAUGACUGCAAACCUGAAGGAUGGCAAAUUAGCAGAGAAUGCAAAUAAUUCUUCUUCUAUGAGUGUUGAUUGGCUACAAGUUGAUCUAUUGCAAACCAACAGUGACAAAGCACCUGAUAAUAAGACCACUGAUGAAGAUGAUGAUUCAUUUGAUGCGUGGAAUAAUUUUACAAGCUCAACUAGUGCACAAGAUCCUUCUAAUAGUUCUUGGAAACAAACUAUUGAUCAUACAGCACCUUCUAUGGAGCAGAAUUCAGAAAUUAAUUUGUUCAGCUCACCAAACAACCUGCAGGAUAUGGAUUUUGGUAGCUUUUCACAGCCGCAUUUGUUCUCAGGAGCAUCUAGCAAUCCAGAUGGUGCUCCAGAAGUGAACAAUGUUCAAUCAGAGCCCUCUGUUUCAGACAGGAUGGCCGUUGCAAAUUCAAAAGUUGCAGGUGAUGCUGAAGAUGUUACAAAAGGUGGAGAUGUUUCCAGUGCAAGAACCACGCCAAAUGCCGAUGAUGUAGAGAAAAUAAUGUCACAAAUGAAGGAUCUAUCCUUUAUGCUUGAGAGCAAUCUCUCAAUCCCCCAGAAGUGAGAUGGGUUCAAUUUGUUUUCUCAAGCGAGAGACCUGUCUUAUUUACUCGUCUGCACAGAGCAGCACAGUUGAAGGAAUGUUCAGAGAUCCCCUACCCAAUUGUUCUUGAACUUUGAUCAUGUAAUGUUAUAACGUCCAAUUUGUAUUCUAGUUCCAAUCUUAAAAAUGCUUGCAUUCUUUAUUUAUUAAUUUUUUUCAAUGGUCAUAUAGCUUUCAUAUUCCUUC
Corylus avellana is the source of this 1880-nucleotide messenger RNA. RefSeq lists its product as uncharacterized. The record is from RefSeq and is a predicted model, not a curated record. NCBI's taxonomy places the organism in Eukaryota, Viridiplantae, Streptophyta, Magnoliopsida, Fagales, Betulaceae.